Naegleria lovaniensis is the source of this 1479-nucleotide messenger RNA. RefSeq lists its product as uncharacterized. The coding region runs from base 1 to 1479 and encodes 492 amino acids. The transcript has a single exon. The record is from RefSeq and is a predicted model, not a curated record. NCBI's taxonomy places the organism in Eukaryota, Heterolobosea, Eutetramitea, Acrasida, Naegleriidae.
AUGGUCUUGAAAAACAUUCUUCCCUUCCUCAAAACCAAUUCAUCUCCGAAUUCAACUCCAACAUCUCAACAACAACCAAAUUAUAAUAAUACGAAUACUCCAUUCGUUCCUCCAAUUCCUCUUUCUCCUCGUGAUUUUCAAGAACAGAAUGAUCAUGUCGCAGCUCAAGCGGUUCAGACCACUCAAACCACUCAACAAUCAUCAUCACCUACUUCGCCACGAAGCAGCAAUUGUCCAUCGAACAUGACGAAUUCCAAUCCUGUCAGUUGUUCUCCUCGAAAUGGAAAUAAUCCAUUGGUUGCUUUUGGACAAGCGGUCAUGUCGAGAAGAACCAAACGAGCGUAUUCGGUGGCUACAGCUCCUGAACAUGCUCAUCGAACCAAUGCCAAUCGAGUUGUUGUUGUUGGAGGAAGUGCUAUUCCUUCUUCUGUCAAUUCUUCUCCUACUUCCACUGCAAAUCAAGUGUCAUCUUCACCUCAAAAUUAUUAUUUGAGGAAAACCAAUGAAGAGAGAAAGAAGGAACUCUUGCAAGAUUUUGAAAUGCGUAAGGUCAUCAUUUACUCGAAUUGUAAAAGAUUGAGAGCAUUGUUGGACGUAUUGAUUGAGAGAGCUCGUCCUCAUCAAAUUCAAAAUGUUUCCUAUGUGUUGGCUCAAAUCUCAAUUGUCAACUCGACAGGAUUGUCACCAACGACAGAGACGGAUUUGAAAAUUGUCAAGCAAGAAUUGAACAUGAUUAAUUUGGAAGUAUUUAGAUUAUCGCUCUUACUGUCAGAGAGUUGUAAAAGAGAGUACAUUACUGAAGAGGAACUGCUCAAUGACCCAAAAAUUGGAAAUCUUGGUUGUGAAUCAGUCAUUUUGAAAAUACUGUUGAGAGAAUUGUCAGAAAUGGAAAAAGAAUUGGAACGUAUGCAUCGAAAAUGUAGAGCCAAUAAGAAGAAACCUCAAGAAACUCCUCAACCUCAACCUCCAAAGAAGAAUGGAAUCUUUGGUCGGCGAAGAAACAAUUCAGCUUUGGAACGACCUACGAGUAUGGUCUUGGAGAAAUACUCUCAACGAAGAAACUCUCUCGAUUACUAUCGAAGUCCAACCAUGGAAGAAUUGGGUCAGGAAACUAUGAACAAAGUGAAGGAGCGUGUUUCUAUUUGUCAAUUCCGCACAGUGACCAAAGAACUUCACUUGGAUAAUGGCAUUGAGUUGGUACUGCAAAAACGAUUCGAAGAAAUGAAAACAAAAUUGGCCAAUACCAAUCCUUUCGAUAUUGAUAUUUACAACCCAUUGCCAAGCAAGAAAGAAUUGCUGAGUGAAGAAUAUUGGAAGAAAUUCCUUGAAAAUCACAUGGGAUUCAGUGAUAUCGAAUUUUCGAGACCAUUGUCAAACUUUGUCGAAAGAAUUGCUCAGGAAGGAGAUUCCAUAACGAGCUUACAAACAAAUUCCUCAUCUCCCCAACAUGAAGCAUCCACAAGUUCAUAUAUCGAAUAA